AAAGAAAGCACAAUCUAACGAAGAGGCCAAAACUGUCUUCGCCUUAUCUUCCUCAAAAUCAAAAAUCAGAGCUGUACAGAUCAUUAGCAUCAACCAGAACCUCCCACCACCACUGUUUCCACCUUUCUAUGUUCCUCAAAAACAUAUCCAAAUUCUUUUGUUUUCAUUUUUUUGGGUCCUUGUUCCUCUCUAGCAUCACUUCCAGCUCACCCGCUUAGAUCGGAUCUAUUCUCUGCCAUCCCUUCUCUUUAGUUUCAUCUGACGCCACUUGGUUUGCCUUUCCAUCAUCCCCAGUAAAAGAAAACAAACUCACAAAAACCGAAAAAAAAGAAAAAAAAAGAAAAAAAACGAAAAAAAAACGAAAACAAAUUUUUUGAUUACUUUUCCAGAAAACCCAAGAGAAAAUUUCAACCCCAUAUGCUUAAACCAUCACGGGGCUCUGUGUAUUCCUGACCUCCAUUUCUGAAGUGGGUCGGUGUUAAAUGGGCAAUGUGACUGCGGGCGUGGCUGCCAAGUUCGCCUUCUUUCCACCGGACCCGCCGACGUAUGAUAUUUACAGAGACGAGGAUGGGAGGCUGGUGUUCCCUGGGGUCACAGCGGAUAAGAACGCCGACGUGCAUUUGCUGGACACCAAAGGCGGGAACAAGAUCGUUGCCAUGUUCUGGAGGCACCCUUUUGCGAGGUUCACGGUGCUGUACUCGCAUGGCAACGCUGCUGACCUGGGUCAGAUGCACGAACUCUUCAUCGAGCUCAGGGCUCACCUGCGUGUCAAUAUUAUGAGCUAUGAUUAUUCAGGAUAUGGAGCAUCGACUGGCAAGCCUUCUGAGUUCAACACAUAUUACGACAUAGAUGCUGUGUACAAUUGUUUGAAGAGCGACUAUGGAAUUAGGCAAGAGGAAUUGAUUUUAUAUGGCCAAUCUGUGGGAAGUGGACCCACAGUGCACUUGGCUUCUCGGUUACAGAAGUUGAGAGGUGUUGUUCUUCAUAGCGCCAUUCUUUCAGGCAUACGGGUCUUGUACCCUGUCAAGAUGACAUUUUGGUUCGACAUUUUUAAAAAUAUAGACAAAAUACGGCAUGUCAGCUGUCCGGUUUUAGUUAUACAUGGAACAAAUGAUGACAUUGUUGAUUGGUCCCAUGGAAAGCGUUUAUGGGAACUUUCCAAGGAAAAAUAUGAUCCCUUAUGGGUCAAGGGCGGGGGCCAUUGCAACCUUGAAACUUAUCCCGAGUACAUUAAGCACUUGCGCAAGUUCGUAAACGCAAUGGAGAAACUCGCGCUCACAAGACAGACGAAAGAACUCACUUCUAACUCAAGUAUUACACAAGUCAAACACAACAAGUGCUUGAGAUUUGGAAGAUGAUAGCUGGUUCUUUCUCCUCAUUUGAUUAUUAUGGAAUCACAACAUAUAUGUUCCUUUGCAUGGUUGGCCUUUCUCCAAGAAUAGCUAUCGUGUUUGGCGGCUAAGCUGUUUCGCCUGGUAUGUUUCUUAAGAUCACAAAAUGAUAGGAAUCACAUGUAGUCUGUUUGAACCAGAUCCUGUUCAGAUCACCAUUUUUGAGGUAGGAAUCUACUGCAGUUAUUUUAUGGUUGAUGUGAAAAAAAGUUUAUCGUGGCAGCUAAUGCAAGAGAAUGUGCUUCUUGAUCUGGAUUUCAUGUAUAAUUAAUUUACAAAGUUGAGCUUUAUGUAAAGACUAUCAUCAGUUUGAGAAAAGAAAUACAUGGGUUUGUUUCAUUUA
This is a messenger RNA of Corylus avellana, 1734 nucleotides long. Its product is annotated as alpha/beta-Hydrolases superfamily protein. Lineage: Eukaryota; Viridiplantae; Streptophyta; Magnoliopsida; Fagales; Betulaceae. The record is from RefSeq and is a predicted model, not a curated record.